Messenger RNA from Polyodon spathula (Mississippi paddlefish), 3048 nucleotides. Its product is annotated as ras association domain-containing protein 2-like. The transcript has 12 exons. NCBI's taxonomy places the organism in Eukaryota, Metazoa, Chordata, Actinopteri, Acipenseriformes, Polyodontidae. Bases 699 to 1676 code for a protein of 325 amino acids. Gene Ontology annotation, cellular component: nucleus; cytoplasm. The record is from RefSeq and is a predicted model, not a curated record. Gene Ontology annotation, biological process: signal transduction; positive regulation of JNK cascade; regulation of non-canonical NF-kappaB signal transduction.
AGGCAGGCAGGGCAGAGUUCUGCAUUCUCCUCAAUUCAGCACAGUGAGGCUGUAAUACAAACCAGUUUUCUGUCAGCACCCAGCGUGGAGCGUGUAUCUCACUUCACACAUUGCGUACCAAAUUAAUCUUUCUAACAUAAAAUCAGAACACAAGCUGCAUUUCUGUAAUGUGAUACAUUCUAAAUCAGUAUUGUUUCACAGAAAUAAAAGGGAAUCCUUCGUUGUGGCUCUAAGUAAUUAUAUUCGCUGUGUGGACCUUGCUUUGUCUGCAGUGGGCUCAUCAGGGGCUGCAUGUUUUUUUUAGGCUGUCAGUGAGAAAGGGGAAGUUUGAGUUGCGUUACAUUUUGGUUUCCUGUAAAGGGUUUGAUGAGGAAGCUCAGAGGAGCUGAUCCGAAACUCAAACUCUGAAGCCCAGCCUGCUCGUAGAGGGCUGCUUGGGGCUAUUAACAGGGAAGGCUGGUCUGUCCUUGAAGUGAGAUUGGGGCUCGUGUGUUCAGAGCUUCGUUCAAGACUUCAGCACAGGCUGCUUGGAGAUUAAUAACUUGCUAACCUGGAGCUUGUGGUGUUGGUCUUGUAUUGCAAGUUGAUAAAAUCGUGGGUUUGCUGAAGUACAAUUAUCUGUCUGCUUGCACUCUGUCAAACUCAUCGGAAUUCCUUCCUGAAACUCACUGCCGAUGGUCCCCCCUGGCUGAGGGAGAAUGGAUUGCAGUCAGGACUCGGUUCCGAUCGGGAAGAACAAGUACAUCGCCAAAAGUGGACUUUUGUCACAUUUGAAAACUUACAACCUGUACUAUGAGGGACAGAACCUGCAGCUGCGACACAGAGAGGAGGAGGAGGAGCUGAUAGUGGAGGGCUUAUUAAACAUCUUCUGGGGGCUGCGCCGGCCAAUCAGAUUGCAGAUGCAAGAUGACAACGAGCGAAUCAAACCGCCCCCUUCCUCCACAUCCUGGCAUUCGGGCUGCACGCUGGACACACAGAAGCCUGAGAGCACAGAGUGGGAAACAACCACUAUCCAGAUCACAGAGCCGGAGAGCCAGUCGGAAGAGAACAGUUCUGUCGCCGAGGAGAACAAUGCAGGCUCGACAGAGCGCGAAGAGGAGGACUCCCCUCAGCUCCUCCGAACAAAGAGCGAUGCGGGCGUGUGGAGGAGGGGCAACCGGCGGACCCCCAGCGACCAGCGAAGACUCAAACGCCACCGAUUCUCCAUCAACGGACACUUUUACAACCACAAGACGGCGGUCUUCACUCCUGCGUUUGGUUCUGUGACGAACGUGCGGAUCAACAGCACCAUGACAACGCCUCAAGUGCUGAAGCUGCUGCUGAACAAAUUCAAGAUUGAAAACUCUCCUGAUGAAUUCGCGCUGUACCUGGUGCACACGAGCGGAGAGAGCAGAAAGCUGAUCCUGACAGACUACCCCCUGCUUGUGCGAGUGCUGCAGGGCCCCUGUGAGCAGGUCAGCAAAAUCUUCCUGAUGGAGAAGGACCUAGGCGAGGAGGUCACCUACGACGUGGCUCAGUACAUCAAGUUUGAGAUGCCAGUGCUGCAGAGCUUCAUCACCAAGCUGAAAGAGGAGGAGGACCGCGAGGUUCACAAACUCAAGACAAAGUACACAACCAUUCGCUCAAUGAUCCAACAGAAGAUACAGCACCUAGGCGAUGGGCCGACCUCCAUGUAACCCCCACCCCCCUACACACGAGAGAAGGGGCUUGUUUCUGUGCCAGCUAGCCAAGGGCAAAGAUCACAGUGGCACAGAGCCUGCUGGCACCGUGCCCUCCUCUGUCCUCCAUUUGAAUCAAUGCACUUCCUCUGUGUCCCAGCAAGCAAGACUGAAUGUAUGUAAAUGUAUAGAAUUGACAGCUCUCCACCUGUCCUCCCAGUGUGGUAUUUUUUUUCUGCAGUUUGAGGUUUAGCCUGAGUCCUCUUUAUCUAACGCUGUACUGGACGCCAGUAUCGGAGCCCAGAUUCGGACGCAUGCCUGUUGUUCUACUGGAGAUGUCAUUUUUAACCUGCUGUGCUACUGAUGCCUGUGUGGACAGUAGGACCCUGUUUCAAAAGAAGAAGAGGAAUCUCGGGUCCCGACCAGCUGUCCUGGGUAAUCCAGAGGUGGCUAAAUACAGCCAACCUAACAAAGCAAUAAAAAACUCUCCGUACGGUGUCGGCAUUGUCAAAGCACUUGAAAAUAAACUGCAGGGGGCUGGACAUAUAAUUAGAAGCAAUGUGUAGCUCACACUCAAGUCAAAAUGAGUGUUCCUUAAUGCUACAGAUUUGUGGUGCAUACAUGCUCUGUAAUAAAUAAAAGCUGCAUCUCCCUGUUCACAGUCUCAGUGAGGCAGCGAGAUCUGGCAGGCUUGGGUAGCAGGGGCUUGGUUGGUAGGUGCUUCUAUAGGCUAAGCGGCACAAAUUACUCAGAAAAAACUAACAACUGAACUGGUUACGUUGCAUCAGUGCUGGCUUUCCGCGUUGGCCCGGCGCCCUGUUGACAGUGUUAUGGCAGGUGUUCCUAUUUUUGUGUCCAGGCCCUUGUAUAUUUGAAGCAGUUGUGAGCACAGGGAUAAAGCACAGAGUGGAGAGAUGUUGUAUCUGCUGUUCUCGGAAGUGUUUAUUUUUGAUGUUCUCUGUUAAUUGGAGCAGUCCGAGCCAGUGCAAGUCAUCUCCAGGUGUGUUGUUCAUUAUUGCCUGGCUAAUAUAAAAACAAUAAUUCCGGCAUCUCAUUUUCCAACCAUUGCAUUUUUAGAUCAGCAAUAUCUUGUGUUGAAACUUGGUAGGGACAUCUUGGUAGGGAGCUUUAGUUUUGACUGAAUGUUCUGACUGCUGAUUGACCGAGCCUGGCUGUGUCUUGAGAGUCACUGUGUUUGGUCUUGCAGCACUCCUCAGAGCUUCUGUCCAGCGAAAAAGUUAAAUGAAUUUGGCAACCACAUUCAUUUCUUUAAAAUUUGCUUUUAAAAAAUAUCUUUGUUUUUAAAUGCACACAGAUAGAUAAUCUAUUUUACAUGUCGAAGUGUCUGCAAUAAAUAACUCCUGUUUUUAAUAAAGUCAUUUUCUGCAAA